AUGGUCAGCGUAGGGCUUCCUUCGGGGAACUCUUCCCAUUCUGAGUCUUCAGAGGUUUCUGAAUUGGAGGCUAUUCUUCGAGUUGAUUCCAAAGACAAGUCUGGCAAGAAGAUUAAUGCAAUGAAAAAAAUAAUAGCGAAUAUGUCGAUGGGUUAUAAUAUGAUUUCUCUUUUUCCUGCUAUAAUAAACUGCAUGGAAACCAGCAAUGUUGAUUUGAAGAAAUUGUGUUACCUUUUUCUGAAAAGUUUCGCAAGCAUAAAUCCUUCCGAAGCGACAAAAGCAAUUCCGGUGGUACUCAAAGGUGUACAUUCUUCGAACCCGGUCUUACGUGAUUUUUCUUUGAAAACUUUGACUUCAGUUCAUAUUAAAAAUUUUUGGGUUGCUUCGCUUGAUCCAGUUAUUCGAUUACUGGAUGAUAUCGAUCCCUAUGUGCGAAAAACAGCCGUUAUGGGAGUUGCCAGACUCUAUUCUUAUGACCGAAAGAUAGUUGAAUCGUCAGGAUUAAUAAAAAAUUUAAGAGAAAUGCUAAAUGAUGAGUCUUCUCUUGUUGUUACAAAUGCUUUAGCCGUCCUUAUUUCUAUCGUUCAGUCUUCAGAUGUCUUUAAGCUUACUCUCACUAAAGAGGUUACAUCAAAAAUAGUGGACUGCUUGAAUGAUUGCACAGAAUGGCUACAAACCAUUAUUUUCGAUUCUCUUAUAUAUUAUGUUCCACAACAGCCUGGAGAAGCCGAAAGCUUUGCUGAACGGAUAUCACCUUGGCUUCAGCAUGGAAACACAGCAGUUUGCAUGGGGACUAUAAAAGCAACACUUUACUAUAUAAAUUAUAUGACUGAUGAGGUUCUUAUUAAAGAUCAUCUUAGAAAGGUUGUUCCACCUUUGGUAACUUUAUUAGCUAGGAAACCUUCAGCGACUCAAUAUGUUCUUUUACGCAAUGUGGAAAUAAUACUGGACGCAUAUCCAGAGAUUUUUCAGUCAGAUUUACAUUUUUUCUUUUGUCAUUUUGAUGAUCCUGCAAAUGUUAAACUAGAAAAAUUCAGUAUAUUGUCGAAACUAGCAAAUGAGGAGAAUCUUGAUCAUAUUCUACCAGAGUUCAUGGAAUAUGCUUCAGAGGUUGACAUUGAAUUGUCAAGAAAAUCUGUUCGGUAUAUAGGUCAUUUGGCUGUAAAGAUUGAAAGCCGAGCAGAUGACUGUGUUGACUGUCUUGUUAAAUUAAUUGAUACAAAAAUAUCCUAUGUGGUACAAGAGGCUGUGAUCGUCAGUAGGGAUAUAUUAAGAAAAUAUCCUUCUCGUUAUAAACACUUGCUUUCCAUUUUAUUGAAGAAUAUGGAGUUUUUCGAUGAGGCAGAAGCAAAGUCAGCUUUUAUAUGGUUACUUGGUCACUAUGCUGAGUCAAUUGAAGACUCGCGCAUGUUAAUGGGGGAGUACGUAGAAGGGUUCUUAUAUGAACCUUUAGAAUUGCAGUUGACUAUAUUGACGGCGGCUACCAAGCUAUUUCUGAAGAUGCCUGCUGCUGGUUUAGAAAUGGUCACCAAAGUUUUGCAACUAUGUACUGAGGAAAUACAAGAUCCGGAUUUGCGCGACCGAGGCAUCAUAUAUUCUCGAAUGCUAUCAACAAAUCCAGAUUUCGCAAGGAAGGUAAUUUUGACGAAUGCACCUCCGGUGGAUGUGGAAGCCAACGCAUAUGACCCAGAAAUGAGUGAGCAGCUUUUACUAAACGUAGGUACUCUUGCGUCUGUUUAUCAUAAGCCACCUAAUCGGUUUGCACGGGGCUAUUUCCCUCAAUAUUUAGAACCAAGCCCUGUUUUACGAGAGAAAGCCAAUUCAGCUGUAAAUUCCGCCGACGAUCUACAAUUGGAUUAUGACCUACCCUCGUCAGGAAAUAUGACUGAAGAUUACGCAUCGAAAAGCGAAAGCAAUGUUGAUUCUGGAGAACUGUGGAGUCAAACGCCUGUUAGUGAACAUGGACCAACUCCACAAACCGAAUAUGUGUCAAAUAUUCAGUUCUUGGCAGAAAUGGAAAACCAAGAUGUACCUAUGAUUUCUAAAGAUUUAAUGAAUUAUUAG
Molecule: messenger RNA, 2064 nt
Organism: Schizosaccharomyces osmophilus
Lineage: Eukaryota; Fungi; Ascomycota; Schizosaccharomycetes; Schizosaccharomycetales; Schizosaccharomycetaceae
Gene: apl1
Product: AP-2 adaptor complex beta subunit Apl1
Exons: 6
Coding region: 1-2064 (687 amino acids)
Biological process (GO): vesicle-mediated transport; intracellular protein transport
Cellular component (GO): membrane coat
Molecular function (GO): clathrin binding
Source: RefSeq, a predicted model, not a curated record